CGAUUUGGUGUCACCUGCCUCUCCUCCCCUCAGCUGCAAUGUCCGAGACGCCGCCGGUCUCUCAGGCUGCUUCUGCCGCCCCCGAGAAGCCCGCAUCCGCCAAGAAGACCAAGAAGCCCGCCAAGUCCGCGGCGCCUAAGAAGAAGCCCGCGGGCCCGUCGGUGUCCGAACUCAUCGUGCAGGCUGUCUCCUCCUCCAAGGAGCGCAGCGGCGUGUCCCUGCCCGCCCUCAAGAAGGCCCUCGCUGCGGGCGGCUACGACGUGGAGAAGAACAACAGCCGCAUCAAGUUGGGGCUCAAGAGCCUGGUGAGCAAGGGCACCCUGGUGCAGACCAAGGGCACCGGCGCUGCUGGCUCCUUCAAGCUCAACAAGAAGGCGGAGGCCAAGACCACCAAGGUGUCCGUGAAGGCUAAGGCUUCGGCGUCCACCAAGAAGCCCAAGAAGACUGCUGGGGCCGCAGCCAAGAAGGCUGUCAAGACUCCCAAGAAGCCUAAGAAGCCCGCCGUCGCCAAGAAGCCUUCCAAGAGCCCGAAGAAGCCCAAGGUGGUGAAGGCUAAGAAGGUGACCAAGAGCCCGGCCAAGGCCAAGGCAGUGAAGCCCAAGGCUGCCAAAGCGAAGGUGACCAAGCCCAAGACCGCAACUAAGCCCAAGAAGGCGGCACCCAAGAAAAAGUGAACAGUUCGGUUGGAGGCUUCUUCCAGUAACCCAACGGCUCUUUUCAGAGCCACCUACCCAACUAUAAGAGCUUGGCACUGAUAGCCCCGCAGCCGGGCUACCUGGUACAGACCAGCUGCUGGUGCUAUGGAGUUUGAGUACACCUGGGACCCCUAGGGUAGUGAGGUGUGUCCCCCCAGCAAACUGACAGCAUAGCACCGGCUCGACCUCAAGCCUGUUCAACGGCGGUUCUGUGCCGUGCGGCCCAAGGUAGCAUUCGCAGCAGAACUUCAGAAAGUCAAGCGUCCACGACCUGUCACAAGUACAUGGGAGGACAAACCUAAAGGAUCCUGAAUUUAUGUCAGUCUUGGCUACACAGCUAUAGGGUGUCUUAAAACAAAUUAAGGGAUAGUUUGGUUGAUUGGUUGUUUUGGUUUUGAUUUUUGAGAAAGGGGUUUCUCUGUGUAGCCUUGGCUAUCCUGGACUCACCUUGUAGAUCAGGCUGGCCUGGUACUUAAAAAGAUCCACCUGCCUCUGCCUCCCAGAGUGCUGGGUUAACAGGUGUGUGCCAUAGCGCCUGGCUUGGUUUUGUUGUAAACCGUAAAAGUUGGGAUUUUGUUU
This is a messenger RNA of Meriones unguiculatus (Mongolian gerbil), 1274 nucleotides long. RefSeq names its product H1.1 linker histone, cluster member (gene H1-1). Gene Ontology annotation, cellular component: nucleosome; nucleus. The record is from RefSeq and is a predicted model, not a curated record. The transcript has 2 exons. Gene Ontology annotation, biological process: nucleosome assembly; chromosome condensation; negative regulation of DNA recombination. NCBI's taxonomy places the organism in Eukaryota, Metazoa, Chordata, Mammalia, Rodentia, Muridae. The coding region runs from base 39 to 674 and encodes 211 amino acids. Gene Ontology annotation, molecular function: double-stranded DNA binding; structural constituent of chromatin; nucleosomal DNA binding.